Messenger RNA from Boleophthalmus pectinirostris (great blue-spotted mudskipper), 1692 nucleotides. It is a transcript of the gene rtn4ip1, whose product is annotated as reticulon 4 interacting protein 1. The transcript has 9 exons. The record is from RefSeq and is a predicted model, not a curated record. Lineage: Eukaryota; Metazoa; Chordata; Actinopteri; Gobiiformes; Gobiidae. Bases 248 to 1456 code for a protein of 402 amino acids. Gene Ontology annotation, molecular function: oxidoreductase activity; zinc ion binding. Gene Ontology annotation, cellular component: mitochondrion.
AGGACGACACGGAAGCAGCAUGUUAGAAGAAAAGGGAAAUUUUGACAAGCUUAUUUUUUAGCAUAUUUUUCUAAUUAAACAAUGAUUAUGAAUUCUAUAAACAACUAAAGCUGCAUACGACGUAAUUUAUUAAUUUUAUUUAAAGGCUAAUAAUAGUUUAUGCGUACAAGGGUUACAUUGGUGUUGACAUAGCUAACCGUGUAGCGUUUUGGCUCUCCAUUCAUUUUCUACUUUUAUAAGUUAAAUUAUGAAUAGAUCUGUACAUUUUGCUUAUAAAAGCAAUACGUUACUAUUUAAAAACAAGGCGUUAUGUCUAAAUUCAGUAGUUUCCAGGCAGAGACAGUUCAGUACUACAAAGAGCUGUUUGAACAUCAUGCCUGCCUGGGUCAUUGAUAAAUAUGGGGGCAAUGACGUUUUAAGGUUCACCAAAAAUGCUGCCUUUCCCAUAAUAAACUACCCCAAUGAGGUGAUAGUAAAAGUGUGUGCUGCAGGACUGAACCCUCUGGACGUCAAGAUGAGAGCUGGGUAUGGUGCGGCAACAAUGUCAAUGAAAAGAGAUCCACUUAAUAUCAAACAAUCAGGCAGUGAGUUUCCACUGAUUUUGGGAAGAGAUGUGUCUGGGGUCAUCAUGGAGUGUGGCUUGGAUGUCAAGUAUUUCAAAGAGCGUGAUGAGGUGUGGGCGGCCAUUCCUCCGUGGAAGCAAGGCAGUUUGGCUGAAUUUGUGGUGUUGAGUGGCAAUGAGAUAUCCCUCAAACCCAAAUCACUGAGCCACAUAGAAGCAGCGUCUCUCCCAUAUGUAGCAAACACAGCUUGGUCAGCACUGGUCAACACUGGAGGACUCAGUAAAGACAACUGUGCAAAUAAGCGGAUUCUUAUUCUUGGUGGCUCUGGAGGUGUGGGGACAUUUGCCAUACAGAUGCUGAAGGCUUGGAAAGGUCAUGUGACUGUCACCUGCUCCCAGAAUGCCGAGCAGUUUGUCAGGGGCCUGGGGGCAGACCAUGUGGUAGACUACACCGCGGGACCAGUGGAGAAGCCCCUUAGAGCAUUGGAAAAAUUUGACCUAAUUCUUGAUAACAUUGGGGGUGACACUGAGCAAUGGGCACUAGAACUCCUGAAACCAUGGACAGGUGCAAAGUAUGUCACCCUUGUGACCCCCUUCCUCCAGAACACUGACCAACUUGGGAUCGCAGACGGCAUGAUGCAGACCGCUGCUACCAUGACAACUAAAGCCCUCAAGCAUCUUAUAAAAGGAGUUCAUUAUCGAUGGGGAUUGUUUGCUCCAAGUGGCCCAGCACUUGAUGAAAUACGAGAAAUGGUGGAUGAAGGACAGAUCCGACCUGUUGUUGAGGAGAUCUUCAGCUUUUCUGAGGUUCCCAAGGCUUUUGAGAAGAUAGAGAGAGGACACGCUCGAGGAAAAACAGUUGUCCAAAUCAGUAAACCAGGAGAUAUCUCAUAACACGUGAUAUGCUGUCUUUUUGCUGCUUUACAUACACUUGAACCUACAGUAUUACUGCAAUGAUCACAUUUUCUGUUGCUUUUCCUGUGUGUUUUUUGUACAAAAACAUAAUUUUCUUUGACUUAUUCUACAUAUUUCUAUCAAUUGAUGACAGUUGUCUUUGUAAAAUAAUGACAUUGGUACAUAUUUAAAAAAGAAAGCUAAUUUAAUUUUUAAUAAAGAAAUAUACACACAAA